Messenger RNA from Tachysurus vachellii, 1527 nucleotides. RefSeq names its product cholinergic receptor, muscarinic 5b (gene chrm5b). Gene Ontology annotation, biological process: chemical synaptic transmission; G protein-coupled receptor signaling pathway, coupled to cyclic nucleotide second messenger; adenylate cyclase-inhibiting G protein-coupled acetylcholine receptor signaling pathway. The record is from RefSeq and is a predicted model, not a curated record. Gene Ontology annotation, molecular function: G protein-coupled serotonin receptor activity; G protein-coupled acetylcholine receptor activity. Lineage: Eukaryota; Metazoa; Chordata; Actinopteri; Siluriformes; Bagridae. Gene Ontology annotation, cellular component: dendrite; synapse; plasma membrane. The transcript has a single exon. Bases 1 to 1527 code for a protein of 508 amino acids.
AUGGAUGAACAACUUCACAACUCCACAGCAAGUGGAAACACAUCAGUUGUCCUGUCAGUUCCACAUAAUCUUUGGGAAGUCAUUACGAUUGCUACUGUGUCUGCUGUUGCAAGCCUAAUCACCAUAGUGGGAAAUGUUUUGGUGAUGCUUUCUUUUAAGGUGAACAGUCAACUGAAGACAGUGAACAACUACUAUUUACUAAGUUUGGCUUUUGCAGACCUCAUUAUUGGAGUGUUUUCGAUGAACCUUUACACUACAUACAUUCUAAUGGGAUAUUGGUCUCUGGGAAACGUGGCAUGUGAUCUUUGGUUAGCUCUGGACUAUGUAGCAAGCAAUGCUUCAGUAAUGAACUUGCUGGUGAUCAGCUUUGAUAGAUAUUUCUCCAUCACAAGGCCGCUUACCUACAGAGCUAAACGAACACCUAGGCGUGCUGGUAUCAUGAUUGGCUUGGCAUGGCUUAUAUCCUUAAUCCUAUGGGCCCCUCCUAUUUUAUGCUGGCAGUAUUUUGUAGGUGAGAGGACAGUUCCUCCAGACCAGUGCCAGAUUCAGUUCUUCUCAGAACCUGUGAUUACAUUUGGAACUGCCAUAGCAGCCUUUUACAUUCCUGUCUCCAUUAUGACUAUUUUAUACUGCAGAAUCUACAAAGAGACUGAGAAGCGUACAAAAGAUUUGGCUGAGCUGCAAGGUACCACAUCUGCAGAUAGGUGCGACAACCCAAAAACACAAAGACAACGAUCUUGCUUUGCUUUCAGCACUGACCGGAACAGAACUCAUGGCUCGUGGUCUUCAUCAAACCAGAGUAACAUGACUAAGACUACGGCACAGACUGAGGACAUGUGGGUAAAAUCAGAUCAGGCUGCUGCUCUCAAUAGCUACACAUCCUCUGAAGAUGAGGAGCAUCCUGUUUCAGAGGCAGCAUCUCAAGAUUCGUACAAAAACCAGGAUGAGCCAAUAAACUGUUAUGAAGAAAGUCACUAUCUUGCUAAUUCUGCCAAGAAUUUCUCACAAAAGAACAAGAAAUGCAUCUCCUACAAGUUCAAGCCAGUCCUGAAGAACAUCAGCCCACAGAACGCCAACAGUGAAACUGUUACGCAUCCAUGCCCGUCAUCACAACAGUUAACUCUUACGUCUGCGUCCUCUUCGGCACACCCUAUGGAUUCCAGCCUCAAGAGUCAAAUCACGAAACGGAAAAGAAUGGUUCUCAUCAAGGAGAAGAAGGCAGCUCAGACCCUCAGCGCUAUUCUCCUGGCCUUUAUUCUUACCUGGACACCGUAUAACAUCAUGGUGCUGAUCUCCACCUUCUGCUCCGACUGCAUCCCUCUGUCCCUCUGGCACCUGGGCUACUGGCUGUGCUACGUCAACAGCACCAUAAACCCCAUGUGCUACGCCUUAUGCAACAAAACUUUCCAGAAAACCUUUCGAAUGUUGCUCUCCUGCAAGUGGAAGAUGAACCGAGGAGAGGAGAAACUGCACUGGUGUGGCCAAAACCCACCAAUAACCAACAAACUCACACAGCAAGCAGACUGA